GUUUAAGAGACGGGGGGGGUAAGGCAGGCUGGGUCAGCACAAAACAAAACGCCUGCGCGUUUCCAGAAAAGCCAAGCUGCCACAGACAGAGAGAGAGAGAGGUCUUUGUCUCAUCAUUGCGAGUGUUUCUGACCCAGAGAGAGCUCAAACACUGUGGGACCAGCUUCUUGGCAGAGUGCACACUGACUUCGGUGGGAACGUGGCCCCCCCCCCUUUUUUUUCCCCGACAGUGCAGCAGAAUACUUUGCAACAAUUACCAGCGAGGAUUGUAGUUUUCUCUCGGUAUCUCAGCUGUUCUUUGUAUACAAACAGUCUGCAGCCCGGGAGUGCAGACAUACAUACACACACACACACACAUAUAUAUAAACGAGGCCUGCAGACUACUAUGGAGACAGAGAGAAGUCAGAGAGACGCCGACCAGCUCUGAUCGCUCAGGAGGAGCCAAUCUACCUGCUUUUACACCCAAAAAAAACAAUGUCCGAAACGGCAUCGGCGGAGAGAGAGGAACAGCCCCUGGAAAUGGCAGGAGAGAGGGAAGCUUUCUGUCCUGACUGCCCAGAGAUCUGCCUUGCUCCAUCCAAACCCUAAUCGGAACCUCCCUGGCGUGGCUGAGAACUGGGAGAGAGGAUUUCAGAUAAAACCAGGUCACCACAUAAAUUGCAGCAAAACAAAACCCAGAAAGAAUUGAGAGCUGAUGGAGAGUGUGGGCAAAUUCGAAUUUAACCGGCAGGAUCUGAUCGGACAUGGGGCUUUCGCUGUAGUUUUCAAAGGCCGCUACAUCGAGAAACACGAUUGGGAAGUUGCCAUUAAAUGUAUCAACAAGAAAAACCUAGCAAAGUCACAAACCCUUCUGGGAAAAGAAAUUAAAAUAUUGAAGGAACUGAAACAUGACAAUAUUGUGGCUCUGUAUGACUUCCAGGAGAUGGCAAGUUCUGUCUAUCUGGUGAUGGAGUACUGUAAUGGUGGCGAUCUUGCUGACUAUCUCCAUUCAAAGGGGACCCUCAGUGAGGACACCAUCCGACUGUUCCUGCAGCAGAUAGCUGGCGCCAUGAAGAUGUUACACAGCAAGGGGGUCAUCCAUCGUGACCUGAAGCCCCAGAACAUCCUGCUAUCUUGCACAGCAGGCCGUAAAUCCAACCCCAGCAAUAUCCGGAUUAAGAUAGCUGACUUUGGCUUCGCUCGCUAUUUACAGACCAACAUGUUAGCAGCAACAUUGUGUGGAUCCCCCAUGUAUAUGGCCCCAGAAGUCAUCAUGUCCCAACAUUACGAUGCUAAGGCCGACCUGUGGAGUAUUGGAACUAUUGUAUACCAGUGCCUGACUGGCAAAGCCCCUUUCCAGGCCAACAGUCCACAGAACCUUCGGCUACUCUACGAGAAGAACAAAAACCUUGUACCAAACAUUCCGAGAGAGACUUCCAGCCACCUGCGUCACUUACUCCUGGGUCUCCUACUCCGUAACCACAAAGACCGCAUGGAAUUCAGUGAAUUUUUUCAUCACCCGUUUUUAGAUGCCAGUUCUUCCAUGAAGAAAUCUGCCCCAGUGCCUAUGCCAGUCUAUGCCAGCUCAGCCUCCACCAGCUCCUGCACCAGUUCUUCCACCUCCCACCUAGCUUCAUCUCCAUCACUAGCUGAUGUACAGCAGCUCUCUGAGAAGGCCCUCGCUUCCCCCACCCAGGAGAGCCCGGCCUUCCUUCAGGUGGAUUCAGGUGGCAGCAGCAGCAAGAAUUCCUCCUGUGACAUCGAUGACUUUGUGUUGGUGCCUUACAACACCCCAACACAGUACUCUGGUGAGCUGCUCAGCGACACGUUGGCAGGAAGGACAUUGAUUGACAGCUUGAAUUACAGCAGCGGUUCAGCGCUGACCUCAACAGGGUUAGGAAGUCACGGGAGACCUUCAUCCCCUUCUGCAUCCUGCAGCAGUUCCACAAGCCCCUCAGGCCGGCCGAGCCAGGAAUCCAUCAGCGGCUACGGAGACGCUGUCCCGAUCCCUGUGCCUACGCAGAUUCUCAAUUACCAGCGAAUCGAGCAGAACCUCCAGUCUCCAAAGCCCUGCAGCUCUCCAAGGCCUGGGAGUGUUCGAAGGCCAGGUAGUACCAGCCCCUUGGGUUUCAACAGGACAGGGCUGUCCCCUCCAUGCCCUGGAGAACAGGCAUCGAACCCGUUUCGAAGGUCAACUUCCGGAAGCUUGAAACCUUUCUCGCUAUCACCACAAGUUGGCACAAUCCCUGAGCAGCUGGAUCAGUUUGUCAGUGCCACUCCUAUUGGAUCAGAGACACGGGUCAGACACACAUUGCCAGGCCUUUUCCCGACAGAGCCACACCAGCACCGAUUGGGUUCCAGAUUGCACAGCGCUCCUAAUCUCUCAGACACACACCAAUGUCAGCACAAGAUGAGGAAACAGUACACUGAGCCAGUGGUGACCUGUAUUCCGCAAAACCAGCCCCUGCAGCCUUGCAGGCAGAUGAGAUCCUCUCCUAAACUCUCGGAAUUAAUUCAGCGAAGCCCUCUCCCGACCAUCGUGGGUUCUCCAACAAAGGUCCCACCUCUUUUUGAGUUCUCCGAGACACCUGGCUCUCCUAACCUAGUCACACUGCUCACUCACCAGGGCCUCUCACUCGCCUCAACUCGUAACAGGACAGUGCCAACCCUGAGCCCCCUCCAGAACCAGCACAUCAACGUCGGAUUGAAACCUGUCGAUGAGAUGAAGGAACCAUUUGGCAGGUCACUGAGUGCCGGCAAAUUGUCUGAUCUACUACUGAAGGCAGCAUUUGGGGGACCCACUUUGGACCCUGUCAGCAGUGACAGCCUAAACACAGAGAAACCAAUGGAUAUAACAGCUGCAGGUCCUCCUAGAGGCUGCGUCUCCUCAGGGACAGGGGCAGCUUUCUCCAGCAGCCCAGCCCCUGUGGUUUUCACUGUUGGGUCUCCUCCCAGUGACACCUCACCGUGCUCUGGCAGAACAAGAAUGUUUUCGGUCGGCUCCUCCAGUUCAAUGAGCUCGGUGGGCUCCAGCAGUAGUCGGGUUUUCCAGUGUUCGCCAGCAGGAGCCAGUACAGAGUCCCCUCCUGCAGCGUAUGAGGGACCCUUCAGUCUCCGGUGCACAUACCCUGACACCUUCGCAACGAACAUUGACGCGAUGGUGACCUUCGAAGCACCAGAACUACCAGAAGAAACACUUAUGGAGCAGGAACACACCGAAAUACUGAAAAACCUACGGUUCACCCUGGUCUUUGUCCACUGUGUGAUGGAGAUUGCUUCAGCUAAGGGUAACCCCUUCGAGAUGGCCUGCAGCUCGGUGAACUCAGCCAACCAGCUACAGGAGAGCAUGGUCGCCGAUCAGAUUAGUCUGCUCAGCAAAGAGUGGAGCUAUGCAGAGCAGUUGGUGCUCUAUAUGAAGGUGACAGAGCUCCUGGCAUCAGCUUUACACAUGAGCAAGAACCAGAUCAAGGCAGGCAAGCUGUGCCCAUCAUCGACUGUCAAACAAGUGGUGAAGAAGCUGAACAAGCACUACAAAUCCUGUGUGUCUCACUGCCGCUGUCUCACAGUCAGACUCCAACGCUUUUUCAUUCAUAAACAACGGCUCAUGGACAGAAUAAACAGCAUCACUGCAGCGAAGCUGAUUUACAGUCACACUGUACAGAUGGUGCAGUCCACAGCAUUAGAUGAGAUGUUCCAGCAGGGAGAGGACUGUAUCCAGCGCUACCACAAGGCACUGCUGCUAAUGGAGGGUCUCUCCCAGAUAAUCACUGAGCAGGAAGAUGUGGACAACAUCAGCAAGUGUAAACAGAGCAUCGAACGCAGACUGUCUGCAUUGCAACCAGGACUGUGCGCAUGAUGCUACAAGCUUUAGCACUUUCCCUUGCCUUGGGUCUUGUAGUGUCUAGGCUAUCCCAGAUACCGGAUCGGGAGAAUCCCAGGCAUCGCUGGAAGCAGCCUGGAGUUUCAUUGUGGAACCCUGCGAACCGAGUGAUUUACUGGGGACAUGAGGUGAAUACCUCCUGCUCCCACCCCCUCAUCUCCCUCCUCUUUUUUGAACAGUGCCGUAUCACAGGAUCUCCUGCUCUGUUCCGUGGGAUUUUCGAAGAGGAUCCUGAAAAGCUCUUCAUAAGGCACACGACUGAGGAGGAAUGCAUGCCAUGGGAAUCCUCUCUGACAUUGCAUUUGGGCUUAAAUGAAGACUCUUCAGACUGAACCCUGUUGCCUGGUUGUUAAAAAGUAAACAGAAAGCAGUAGUUGAUUGCUAAAGAAGAAGAUUAAACACUUGCCCUGCAAAACAUCAGUGAGAAAUUUGCAGGCUGACUAAGCUGUUUGAACUUAUUUGUUUUACAUUGAAUGCUGCCUUGAAGCACUUUCCUCACUUUUUUGUCUGAAGUGUUAAUUGCGUGCGCACACACAGUCACACACACAAACACAGUCUCACACAUACAGUCAUACACACACACAAACACAGUCUCACACAUACAGUCACACACACAUACAAACACAGUCUCUCACACACAGUCACACACAUACACAAACACAGUCUCACACACACAAACACAGUCACACACACAGUCUCUCACACACACACAAACACAGUCACACACACACACAGUGUCACUCACACAGUGAAACACACAGUCUCUCACACACAGACAGUCUCAUACAUACACACAGUCUCUCACAGACACAAUCUCACACAGACACACACAGUCUCUCACAGACACAGUCUCUCCCACACAGUCUCACACAGACACACAGUCUCUCACACACACAGUCUCUCACAGACACAGUCUCACACAGAUACACGCAGUCUCUCACACAGUCUCUCACAGACACACACAGUCUCACACAGACACACAGUCUCACACAGAGGCACAGUCUCUCACACACAGUCUCCAACACACAGUCAAACACACAGACACAGUCUCACUCACACACAGUGAAACAGACACACAGUCACUCUCACACACACAGUCUCACAUGCAGACAUACAGUCUCACACACACACAGUCUCACAUGAAUAAUACCACCUCCCCACCUGCCCCCCCCCCCCCCCCACACUAGCCUGUAAGGUAGAGGUGCACUUUAUAUUAGCGUUACCUGUACAUGGUUACGAACUUGAACCACGCAGUGGCCCAGGUAAUGUUAGCACAGAAGGAUGGAAUGCAAAGUGAAGAUCCAGUAGCCCUGUCUCCUUUCUCCCAGCCCUUUGGCCUUCCAUGGACCCUGUCUGUUCAUGUGUUGCACUAUCUGAGAAUCUCAGCACAUCGUAGGUACCGCACAGUAUGAGCUGAGAGAGAGAGUGUGUGUGUGUGUGUGUGUGUGUGUGUACGUGCCCAUAUCAUUUUUCAGUUGAACUCUGCCUGGGAGACAUUUCCACAGAGACUUUCACAUACAAGCAACGACAACAAACAAUUGCACCUGUAGAUUGUUCCUGGUGGGUUUUUUGUGAGGUGAUUGAGUGUGCACCCGAGUGCAAGAUGGUGUGUGUGAAUACUUCGCUUUGUUUCCAUAAGUAAAUGAAGUUCAUGAGGAUGAGAAUGGUGAAGAGUUUGACUGGGAAAGUGUGUGUAAAUAAUCGAGUGUGUGCUGUUCCACACUGUAGCAAAUUGUCACUUGAAUGGAAAAUGAAUUCAAGGCUACUUCUGAUUGACAGAUUGUCAACCAAUGAUUUUCUUUUCUUCCUUCUAUCUUGCAUAAAUACUUGAAAAUUAGCCACUGUGUGUACACAAAAAUAUAUAUAUAUAGCAAAGAUAUCAAUGCCACCAAACUUUUGACUUAACCCUGAAUUGUGUCAGAUAAAUGUUCGCAGUUACUAUUUAUUGCUUCAAGCCAGUGAGGAUUGCAAGCAACCUUGAGUGAUUUACUGUACUCGAAACAUCAACUAUUUCCAAGACAAUUGUUCUUUGGUUAUUUCUUCGCUGUUGAUGUGUAGUUUUUGUUUGACAAAUUCCCCAAGAGCUUGAUCCUCAGCUCUCGACUUGCUUUAUUCAGGUUGGAACUGUUCAGAAGUGCGUUUUGUUAUUCUGUAAUGUUAAAAAUGCUGGAAACAUUUUCUUUUAUGUCUCUAUUUCUGUGUGUGCCGUAACCUUUUUUUUGUCUUGGACUUGUACAAAAACAGAACAGAAUUAAAUGAAACAGUUGGAAACAUU
Molecule: messenger RNA, 6134 nt
Organism: Stegostoma tigrinum
Lineage: Eukaryota; Metazoa; Chordata; Chondrichthyes; Orectolobiformes; Stegostomatidae
Gene: ulk1b
Product: unc-51 like autophagy activating kinase 1
Exons: 28
Coding region: 695-3835 (1046 amino acids)
Biological process (GO): positive regulation of autophagy; protein autophosphorylation; autophagosome organization
Cellular component (GO): cytoplasm; autophagosome
Molecular function (GO): protein serine/threonine kinase activity; ATP binding
Source: RefSeq, a predicted model, not a curated record